GUCAAGGGGAGUACUAUUCGCCACUACUAGUUGUAUUUGAGAGGGCGUGUUGAAUCACACUAACCCAGAGCAUUUUACACCCAAGCGGAUAAACAGACCAGCUUCACUCAACAGGUCUGAAUCGGACGGAUUUUAGCUGUACUGGACUGAAGUCGACUAAUAAUUGUAGAACAAUGGCUACUCACAAGCGGAUCCUGGGCGCCCCGAGGAACGGCCCUGUCCGACGAAACCUGUUCGGCCCAGUCGACAGAGAGCAGCUGCAGAUGGACUACCAAGCUGCCCUGCGGAGGGACCUGGAGGAGGCUUGCCAUCGAUGGGGCUUUGACUUUCGCUCGGAUAAACCUCUGGAGAACAGUGAUUUCCAGUGGGAGAAGGUCCAGGAAAGCAAGGUGCCGCUUCUCUACAGAUCCUGUCUGCUUGGUCCAGGACAUGCAGAAGGUCCGAGGGUGGCAGAGGCAGCGGUUCAGCCCAGGGAAGGAGGAAGGGUGGGGCUGCCACAGAGUGAGAAGGAGAACAUCCCAUGUUCCCCAGAGAGAUGUGCACUCAGCCAGGAGAACCUGGAGAAGACACCAGGGAGAGGGGAGAACACAGGGCUGAAGAGGAAACAGACAAACAUUACAGAUUUCUAUCAGGCUAAAAGAAGAGUGGUCGGGAUGCCGCGCAAAUCCGGCGAGUGAUUUUCGGUGCAGUUUGCUGCAACGGUGCCAAAAUCCCAAGAGAACCACACAAACGGCACUGCUCUCAGGAAGUCUGCACUCUGCACAGAGUGUGCACACGCUCUCACCAGGAGGUGUUGGACCCAGAGAAUCAUCUGAAAAUACAAGGCACCUCAGCAAAACAUCGUAUUUAUAAAUAACUGAGGUUAAUUAGGGUUCUGUGUUUACUCUGAGGGGAGUUGGUGCUUUUCCCAGUGGUAAGAAGGGGACAUUUGAGCAGAGGAGAUUAACAGUAAUCCCUCAAAUCAGUGGAUUUAUACUCAUUUGGAUCAUGGUGAUGCCAAAAUGUUGACUGACAUUUCCUACUGUAUAUUCCACAGUGCUGCUGUGUAGAGAGACUGUACCUCCAGCUGUACGGAGGAAUGAUGGAUGAACACAUUACUGUACACACUUGAAACCGAUGAAAUGUCGUUUAUAAUCAUUAAGGAGUGGCUGUGACAAAUCUGCAGAAUGGUAGAGAAGGAUGAAGCCCUUUUGACUCAUUUGUUCAAAUCCACCUUUGUUAUUUAACAAUGGUUUUUUUUUCUUUUUGUGAAUCAUGAGGGCUCACGAUCAGGAGUCAUUUUCUUAGUUGCAGUCCUUUUUUUCUACCAUCAUGUACUCAUAUGAACAUGUUUUCAUAUCCUGCACAUGCAGUUGCUUUGCUUUAGAUUAAUAUUGACAGAAGUGCCAUCAUGUCUUUCAUUCCUUCCAUCUGCUGUAUGUCAAUUGAUCUUCUUCAAGUGCCCUCUCCGGAUUCUGACAUGUGUACAGCACCAGAUAUUGUAGGUUAGGAGCGUAGAAACACUUAUAUUUAGAAAUAUAUAUCAGAGAUUUAUCUAUAGAGUUUAAUACAGCACCAUAAAGUAACAUGUUCAGAAAAAAACAUUGCAGUAUUGCACAUCUGAUAGAAAACACACAGUAUCAAGUGCCUUUAUGGUACUUUAUUUUUUUUUAGGUAUUUGAAGCUCCUUUAAGGAAAAUCUGAAGAAAGUGUUUUCAGAAGCAAAUGUAUAAUUUACUAAGCUAAAGUGCUCUAUUCUUUUUUUUUAUUAGGAAGUAUAGUGCAAUUAUAACAGACAAUGUGUUAUUAUCUGCCUCAAAAAAAUGUUGGUUCUUGACACUUAUUUAUGUUGGUAAAUGCUGUUGCUAUGGUUGAUCUGUCAAACAUGGUCACUGUAAUGCUGAAUCUUAACCAACUGGCAGCGUAGCAAUAACAGCAUUACCAUAAACGAUGAAUGCACUUCUGUUUUUAGAUGCUUGUGCACAGGUCCCACUUAUUGUUUUUUGUUAAAAGCUACAAAUGAAAAUAUAUAUCCUUAUUUAUUGUAUAUAUUACGCCUUGUGUUCAUUUUGUUUGUUUUAUUAUUCUGAUAAUUCCAAUAAACUGUUCAAAUGAAA
Messenger RNA from Anoplopoma fimbria (sablefish), 2096 nucleotides. RefSeq names its product cyclin-dependent kinase inhibitor 1A (gene cdkn1a). The transcript has 3 exons. Gene Ontology annotation, cellular component: nucleus. The record is from RefSeq and is a predicted model, not a curated record. Gene Ontology annotation, biological process: signal transduction by p53 class mediator; regulation of mitotic cell cycle. Gene Ontology annotation, molecular function: cyclin-dependent protein serine/threonine kinase inhibitor activity. The coding region runs from base 174 to 677 and encodes 167 amino acids. NCBI's taxonomy places the organism in Eukaryota, Metazoa, Chordata, Actinopteri, Perciformes, Anoplopomatidae.